Molecule: messenger RNA, 843 nt
Organism: Melozone crissalis (California towhee)
Lineage: Eukaryota; Metazoa; Chordata; Aves; Passeriformes; Passerellidae
Product: immunoglobulin alpha-2 heavy chain-like
Exons: 4
Coding region: 1-843 (280 amino acids)
Biological process (GO): phagocytosis, recognition; phagocytosis, engulfment; B cell receptor signaling pathway
Cellular component (GO): blood microparticle; immunoglobulin complex, circulating; external side of plasma membrane
Molecular function (GO): immunoglobulin receptor binding; antigen binding
Source: RefSeq, a predicted model, not a curated record
AUGCGUCAGAGCCCUGGGAACGCGCUGGAGUGGCUCUCUGGGAUCUACGGCAAUGGUGUCAGCACCGACUAUGCGCCAUCAGUCAAGGGCCGGGUCAAGAUCUCCAGGAACAAUGAGCAGAACUCACGGGCGGCUGUGACCCUGCUGGAGUGUGGGGGGGACCUCCAGUCCCCCGGGGGGUCCCUGCGCCUCCUCUGCCGAGGGUCCGGGUUCAGUUUUGGGAAUUUUGACAUGUACUGGAUCCGCCAGAGCCCCGGGCAGGGGCUGGAGUGGCUCGCAGGCAUCUACAGCAGUGGUUCCAGCACCGCAUAUGCGCCAUCGGUCAAGGGCCGGUUCACGAUCUCCAGGGACAACGGGCAGAGCUCGGUGACGCUGACCAUGAACAACCUCAAGGACGAGGAUUCCUCCACCUAUUUCUGUGCCAAGAGUGUUCGUGCUGGUGCUGGUGCUAAUACUGCGUAUGCUCUUGGCUCCUCCCCCAUGGCAGCCGUGACCCUGCUGGAGUGCGGGGGGCACCUCCAGCCCCCCGGGGGAUCCCUGCGCCUCCUCUGCCGAGGGUCUGGGUUCGAUUUUGGGAAAUUUGCAAUGGGCUGGAUCCGCCAGAGACCCGGGCAGGGGCUGGAAUUCAUCGCCAGCGUCAACAGUGAUGGUGGCAGCACCAGGUACGUGGAUUCAGUCCAGGGCCGGUUCACGAUCUCCAGGGAGAACGGGCAGAGCUCGGUGGCGCUGACCAUGAACAACCUCAAGGGCGAGGAUUCCGGAUCCUAUUUCUGUGCCAAAUCUUCUGGUGUUAGCACUGCUCUUACUGCUUUUGUUGGGCCGACAUUUGGGCACAGCGGGUGA